UUCGCAUUACAUUGCCUCGAGAUUGUGAUGUCAGAUCGAAUGUAUUGCUCAUAACUAAUGUAGAUUUUGAUUGGACCUAAAAGCGCAUGGUGAUUGUGCGUCGGUGCCGACUGCCGCCAUUCUAUGUUCAGAGGUUAUCGAUUUUAAAUAGGUCAUCACAGAAAAUGGUUGGCUCCAGGGUGUAUGUGGGCGGCCUGCCCUUUGGAGUCAGGGAAAGGGAUUUGGAAAAGUUCUUCAAGGGCUUCGGCAGGAUUAGAGAUAUCUUGAUCAAAAACGGCUAUGGAUUUGUGGAAUUUGAAGAUUACAGGGACGCAGAUGAUGCUGUUUAUGAAUUGAAUGGAAAAGAACUAUUAGGAGAAAGGGUGAGCGUGGAGCGCGCGCGCGGCGUGCCCCGCGACUCGGACCGCUGGGGCGGCCGGGACGCGCGCACCCCGCGCGCCCGCGCGCCCAGGACCUCGCAGCCGGCAUCUGACUACAAUUAUAGAUACGGCCCGCCAACGCGUACCGAGUAUCGCCUUAUCGUAGAAAAUCUGUCAAGCCGCAUUAGCUGGCAGGACUUAAAGGAUUACAUGCGUCAAGCCGGUGAAGUAACGUACGCUGAUGCGCACAAACAACAUAGAAAUGAAGGCGUGGUGGAGUUCGCGACGCACUCGGACAUGCGCGCGGCGAUCGAGAAGCUGGACGGCACGGAGCUGAACGGGCGCCGCAUCCGGCUGGUGGAGGACCGGCGCUCGUCGCGCCGCCGCACGCGCUCCUCGUCGAGCCGCUCGCGCAGCCGCAGCCGCCCGCGCCGCGGCUCCCGCUCCAGAUCUCGCUCACGUCGCUCAUCCCGUAGCCGGUCACGCUCAAAGUCGCGUCCGAAGAGCAAGAGCCCAGCGCCAAAGUCUAGAUCCAGAUCUAGAUCUAAGGAGGCGAGCCGCUCGCGUUCCGGCUCGCGCAAGUCGCAGCCGCGCCGCUCGCGCUCCGGCUCGCGCGCCGAGCGCAACGGCAAGUCGGCCAGCCGCUCGCCCAAGCGCAACGAGUCCAAGGAGCGAUCCCGUUCCCGCAGCAAGGAGGCGGCGUCGCCGAAGCGCGAGGAGGGGCGCGAGGCGAGCAAGUCGCGUUCCCGCUCGCGCUCGCGCUCCGGCUCGCGCUCGCGUUCCGGCUCGCGGGAGCGCUCGCGAUCCGGCUCGCCGCGACAGAACGGCGGCGAGUCGCAAGACCGCGCCAGCACCGACCGCUCGCCGAGGAGCGGCGAAUAGAUGUACACGCUUAUGCACCGCGGCCGCAACGUUUCUACACAGUUUUCUAAUUUGCGUUGAGGAUAUGGUGUUUCAAUUUAGAAUGUUGUCGAUGGUCUGUAAUGAUUACCUGUCGGUAAUUGGAUGUUUGUGAAAUUCUGUUUGAUGGAUUCUGAUUUUACUGUGAUGGAAUUUUGAUUUCCUGUAGGUAGACUUUUUUCUUGGAUUAACUUCACUCGGUAAAACAAACGUAUAUUUAGAGUAUGUAAAUUGUUGCGAGUCGUGGUGUCACUAGUCUUAAAAUAAAGGAUAAGAUUUAAUUUUAAAACGAUCGUUUUGUAACUCGUUACAAAGCAUAGGUGUCACGGUCUUUUGGGUUAUUAUUGACACGCUUUUUUGUAUAAAAUAAAAAUAUUUCAUGUAUUUUUUUGUAUGCAAAAAAGAACUAGCAUUUGGAAUUUAUAUAAUUAUUAAAUUAAUUGUUAGUAAUUUUUCACUUGUGGAAAGUUUGAAAAUUUGCUGUAUUUGUAACAGUUUUUAUCUAGGUUAAAAUUUACUGUUGUAGAUGAAGUUGUAAAAUACUUUGUGACACCCCUAUUAUGUAUAGGUUAAGGUAUUCUGUAAAUACUGAUUCUAUUUAAGGCACCAAAUAAAUAACUAUUAAGGAAC
Molecule: messenger RNA, 1889 nt
Organism: Zerene cesonia (dogface butterfly)
Lineage: Eukaryota; Metazoa; Arthropoda; Insecta; Lepidoptera; Pieridae
Gene: B52
Product: serine-arginine protein 55-like
Exons: 10
Coding region: 87-1241 (384 amino acids)
Biological process (GO): alternative mRNA splicing, via spliceosome; mRNA splice site recognition
Cellular component (GO): ribonucleoprotein complex; nucleus; cytoplasm
Molecular function (GO): mRNA binding
Source: RefSeq, a predicted model, not a curated record